This is a messenger RNA of Saccostrea cuccullata (small rock oyster), 1837 nucleotides long. RefSeq lists its product as uncharacterized. The record is from RefSeq and is a predicted model, not a curated record. The coding region runs from base 318 to 1382 and encodes 354 amino acids. The transcript is spliced from 2 exons. NCBI's taxonomy places the organism in Eukaryota, Metazoa, Mollusca, Bivalvia, Ostreida, Ostreidae.
AAUCAAACUUAACUCAAUAUGAGUUAAGUUGUAUUAUAGAAAUGAGUAGAUCAACUUUUGUAACAUAGAUAAAGAGGCAUAACUCUUGCAACAUUUAAACAUCACUGACUUUUGACACUACCCUUUACAAUUAUUAAACUUUGACACCAUCCCCUGUUAAUACCAGCAUAUAUACUACGCGCGCGCCAAUUGCAAAUUCUUUAUGGAAAUUCUUCUCAACAAAAUUCAACAGUCUAACCACCAUCGAAGGAUUCCUUCAAACUUGAUUAGCCAUCCUACAAUUUUGGUAAAGUAUUUAGGUCAUCGAAGCUACGGGAAUGUUGCGGUAUAGCAAAAGGAAAUCCAAGUCACCCUAUGCUAGGCCUGUCAGGACCCCAGCCGAAAGGUCCAUUGCAGCCACGGCCCCCGUGGUCAUGGCAACCCAGGUUUCACAGCCAGCCAGCCAGACUGCUAAUUCAUCGGUGGCAACCAUUAAUCCUCCCGAAGUCCCACAACCUCCUGAAGUCCCACAUUCAGCUAGCAUGAACUCCGAUUCCACAGUGGCAACCCCUAAUCCACUUUCCAUAGGGGAUAUUACAACGGAGCAAUCCUUGACAUCAGGUGAAAACCCUUUAAUUAGUAUUACAGAUGAGCUUGGGGUUCAUGUCCCCCAGGCCAUCAAAGAAAAUAUUUGGUCAAAGCAAUAUAUUGAUUUGGCAAAAGUUAUUAUUUCAGAAAUAGAUAAUCAAGAUACGCAUAAAUUCUCAAUUGUUGAAGGGCAAUUGGUCAUCGAACCAAAAACCAAAACAACCAAAAUCAUUACAAUGCAAAGUUGGGUUGAUGCCUUUUUAAUAUUCGCUAGUAUAUACCUAGCUAGGCAUCCUUCAGAUAUUCAGGGCAUAUUGAAAUAUAUACACACAGUGCGCCUAGGCUACAGCCGAAACACAAAUGCUAAUUGGCUUGAAUAUGACAGACAGUUCCGUCUCAAAAUGUCCAAAAAUACAUCACUUUCUUUUGGCUCAGUCGACGCAGAGUUGUGGCUAAUAUACAUGCAGGCCCAACCUAGCCUCAUUGCUCCACAACCAAAAGCAUCACUUAAAUGCUUUGAUUACAAUCUCAAAGGCUCAUGCUCCAAAUCACAGUGUUUUUAUCAACAUGAAUGCAUGCACUGUAACAAGACCCAUCCACGUAUACACUGCUGGGCCUACCAGUCUACACUUACUCAAUCUUCAAGGCCCAAUACCAACUACCAACAGUCUAACACUAGAUUAAAUCUAACUCGCCCAACUGCAGGACAGCAGAAUUAUGCCCAACAAUCUUACUCGAAUUUUCGUCCCUAUUGCCCAAGGCAAUACCAGUCACCAACAUCAAGAUUUAACACGCCUAGGUUCUACUCCAAUUAAGCUCCCAGUAUUACAGAAAUACCUAGCAUUGUACCCUCAAGUUCAAGAUGCCCAAUUGUUACUCAAUGGUUUUACAUCUGGUUUUUAUCUGAAUUAUGCAGGCCCUAGAGACUAUUUACAACCAAAAAACAUGAAGUCUGCUAAGGAACAUGUGCAAGAAUUAUUGUCGAUUAUUAAAAAAGAAAUAAGCUUAGGUCGCAUGGCAGGCCCUUUCCCUAGCCCCCCCUUCUCCAACCUUAGGUGCAACCCGGUCGGAGUGUUGCCUAAAAAAGAUGGGGGAUGGAGGUUGAUUUCAAACCUGUCAGCACCAAUCGGUAAUAGUAUCAAUGAACAAAUUGACCCAAUUUUAUGUUCAGUCUCCUACAGCUCUUUCGACCAGGCAAUUUCCAUGAUUCAAAAAAAUGGGAAAGGGGCAUUACUCUGUAAGAUGGAUUUGUCCAGUGCAUUUAGACUAU